Messenger RNA from Bursaphelenchus okinawaensis, 2587 nucleotides. NCBI's taxonomy places the organism in Eukaryota, Metazoa, Nematoda, Chromadorea, Rhabditida, Aphelenchoididae. The record is from the annotation of a GenBank genome assembly.
AUGGAGGUAUGUUCAUAUAAUUAUUAACUUUUAGCUCUUCAAACUUUAUUAUUUAGAAUGUAUUUUAGUUAAUAUUUGCUAAAAUAAACUUCUAAAUUCCAGGUUCCUCACGGUUACGCUACACAGAAUCGUCUGGAGACAUCUUAUCGUCAAGUGCAAGAAGCUGAAAAUUUAAAAGCGAUGCGAAUAAACCAGUUGUGCACAGAUUUGGUUGCUAUCAAGGAAAAGACGUUGGACCCGGUUACAUAUGUUCGAUAUGUGGUGUCUUCUUUAUUUGAUAACUUGGACGUGGAUUUGUGCCAAUUGUAUUACCGAAAUGAUCGUUGUCAUGAGGAUUUAACUCAAAGGAUAGGGUGUUUGAUUGGUUUUGAUUCUAACAACUUUAAGGUAAGUGGCUUACUUUUGUUUUUCGAUUUUAGGUAUGAAAAUAUGCUGUGUUUUUGUUGCAAUUGGAAUUUUUUUGAAAGAGAAAUGUCUUGGGAAUUUUUUUAAGUACACUAAUAAAGGGGUUGACGUUUGUUAAAAUAUUAAAUUAUGAAUUUUAGACAAUGUUAUCAUCAGAUGAGCUUGUUGAAGAGUUUGUGGACAAGUUCAGCCGUCAUGCCGAGAACAGUUUAGCCGAUAGUCACCAAGCACAAGCUUCACUAUAUAUAUGGCUAUUAAAAGCAUACCUAUACCACCUACUACCAGUGACACAAGACGCUAUAUCUUAUGUUAAGUCCUUGAACUGGUACAGGAAAAACUUUUUGGCCCAGAAGAAGCAAAAGUUCACAACUCCGUUCCGGCUUCUGAAGGAUGAGGUUUACAGUGAAUUAGCUCGCUCAUAUCAUGAGUCAGACCUUGAUGAUGGCAACAUCUACGUCAGACUGUUUCAUUUUGUGGAGUUGUUAUUGGUUAACUUGACUUCGUUAUCUAUAACACCUUCCGCUUCACAACUAGUGGCUGUGUCGGUGCUGAUUGACUACUACAUGCAAUUUGUGUUGUCAGAUGGGCAAGAUAAAGAGGUUCAAAGUCUGAAGAAGAAGCUAAAAUAUAAUCAUCAGUUCGCCCAGGUUUUGGUACCGUUUUUGAAGCGGAAUCUGGUGCAAAGCUCCAUUGAUUCGACGUUUUUGUUGUGUUUUGGUAAGGGUUUGUAUUUUUUCUUUGAUUUUUAGGUAAUGAAAGGCUAGCUUUAACUAUAUUACAUCAGUUUAGAUGGCUUAAUGGAGUAUUUUAUAAUUUCUGCUCUCAAACCUUUAUUUUUUACCUAAAACAAUAUCCUUUUUCAGAAAUAUUAUCAAACCUGCUCUCACCAAUGCCCGAGAUAUAUCAAGAUGAGGAAAAACUGAAGAUUUUCAUAGAAAUGAGCUCGUUUUACUUUGUCGAUCUGCUAUAUAUUGUUGUAGACAAGAUGAAGAACGCCAAUUUGGAGGUGUUGUUGAACAUGAAUGUGCUACAAAUCUUUACCGAGCUGUUUAACAACGAUUUUAUACGUGUUUUAUGUGCUCUACGAGUGAAUGCGACCGAUUUCAUGGAGCCAAUUGAGGAGAAAUUGAAGAGUUUUGUCUCAAUGACGUCUGUUGUGGUGAGUAAUAUGUUGUAUUAGUAUAUUCUUAUAAAUUUAGGACCUAGAUGAGUCGUUUUCGAAUCGAAUUCACUCCAUCGUACAUAACUGGAUGCCAACAGAAGACGAGAGUUCGAAGUCUAGAGCUAGGUUAUUCUUAAAGACCAUAUCAGAUCAACUUGCCAAUCCUUAUUGUGUAUACCCACCAAAUAAGGAUAGAGAACAGCGAAAAACACAGGAUACUACACUGAACACAACACCAGCCAUGAAUCAGGCCCACAAUAAAACGUUGGAACGGUCGAUUUUUUACAAAAGCACGGUACCAGAUUAUGUGGCGGAUCCAUGGACUCAAAUGUACCAUUUGACACCAAAGGGCAUUGAUCAGGUUGGUUUUUGUGAAAUAAGUUUGAGUUACAGGGCAGAAUUUUAUAGUACGCUCGUUUGGACGGCAAGAAAAUUUAAUUUUGUUACCUAAAAUUGCUUUAAAAUGCCAUUUUAUCACCUAAAAUUUUGAAAAAAUGACUUUUUGUUACCUAAAAUACUAAAAAAGGCUUCUUUGUUACCUAAAAUUUCAAGAAAAUGACUUUUUGUUACCUAAAUUUUUAAAAACUUUUUGAUUUUUGGCCCUAAUAAGCAGUUAUUUUCAUUUAAUUUUGUUACCCAAAACCUUUUCAGGUCCUCCGACGAGAAGCCCAAUUCGACUAUACCAAGUACCGUUAUCAGCUAGCCGCCCACAGCCCCAGUAAAUGGCAAUUCCGACCCCUAUACGAGUACUUAAGCCAUGUCUCAGUGAAAUGGUCCCGCCAUCCCAUAGUCGUCUACCUAAAGCGAUUAUCCAAAAACGAAGUCCUAGGCCCAGUAGCAUCACUAGCCCUACAACCAUCCUCCCCAAUCAAAGGUGUACCAGUAUAUGGCAAAAAUUUACCACGCCAGCCGGAGACCAUAAACCUGAGGUUCUUGUCAUACUAUCCAGUAAUGCUCAUCGUUCUAGUGAUAUUAUGGAAAUUGUUCAGCGCCUUUUUACAUGUUAUUUAUGUUUUAUAA